AUGAAGAGCCUGGAUGAGGCUCCUGGGAGUAAGACAUUCAGCGAGAACAACAAUUGGGACCAAGAAAAUCAAUUGGCAGCAUCCCAUAAUAUGAGUUUGCUCCUUGGUGAUCCGUGGACACCAUGCCGACGGUCCCGCGCAACUGUCAAAGAGUGGCUGUUGAAGCUGAGGUGCUGUUUGGGAACAGUGUGUGGAAUGGAGUGGUAUUGCUACGCCGCUCUAGGAAUUUUGACUGCCAUCCUUAGCUUUCUAAUGGAUCUAAGUGUGACAAAGCUGCUGAGAGCUCACCAAUGGCUUUAUAUGAAGCUGGAGGGCAACAAUCUGCUGCAGUUCUUCUGCUGGACUCUUUACCCAGCAUGCCUUUGUGCUGUCUCAUCAUCAUUCUCCCACAAUAUCUGUCCCUUCUCCACAGGCUCGGGGAUACCAGAGCUGAGAACCAUGCUGGCUGGUAUUGAAAUGCCUCAAUAUUUGUCUCUCACUAAUAUGUUUACCAAGUAUCUGGGCCUUAUCUGUACACUGUCAGCAGGCAGCACUGUUUACCUUGGCAAAGUGGGUCCAUUUGUGCAUCUUUCCACCAUGGUUGGAGCCUACCUGAGCAACCUCUGCAAUCUCAUACAAGUCAAUGACAAGGAAAAAGCUGCUGGAGAAAUGCUGGUUGUAGCUGCUGCAGUUGGCGUAGCCAGCUGCUUCGGAGCUCCCAUCACCGGUGUGUUGUUCAGUGUGGAACUGAUGUGUUCUCACUUCGCCGUGAGGCAUUAUUGCCCAUGUUUCUUCUCAGCCGCCUGUGGGGCAUUGACCUUUCGCCUGUUCUCAGUGUGGAGUGGAGAUAGAGAGACUCCUCAGGCAUUGUUCAAAACUAAUUUCCCCAAUGCUUUACCUUUCUACCCGCUGGAGAUUCUGCCGUUCGCUUUCCUGGGGCUGCUGUGUGGAGCUGCGUGCUGCUGCUACCUCUUCUGCCACCGGUGGAUCCUGCGAUUCACCAAAACAAACCCGAUCUUCAUCAAAAUGCUAACGACAGAGAAGGGUCUAUACUCUGGCAUGGUGGCCUUCUUCCUGGCAUGUCUGACAUUCCCUCACUCUGUUGGUCAAUAUAUGGUUUCUCAGUACACCAUGAAGCAGCUCCUGACCUCCUUAUUAGAUAACAGGCAGUGGAGCUCUCAAUCCCACAAUGCCUCUGUUCAACUGGGGAGCGAGCCUUUGUUGGAGUGGAGUUCAUCAGGAAGUCCUUUCUACCUUUCUUUGGUUGUCUUUCUGUUCAUGAAGAUGUGGAUGUUGGUCCUCGCCUGCACUCUGCCUCUGCCAGCUGGAUACGUCAUGCCAGUGUUUAUCUAUGGGGCAGCUUUGGGCCGGUUGCUUGGAGAAGGAGUAGCUGGACUGACUUCUGGCCAGCAGUGGGCUUCUAUAAAUCCUGUAAAUCCUGGGGGCUACGCACUUGCAGGGGCAGCAGCCUUCUGCGGGGCAGUGACACACACCUUGUCCCCAGCUCUAAUGGCGAUAGAGUUAACUGGCCAAUUCAGCCACGCUGUACCCAUCCUCCUCGCCACUCUGCUGGCCAAUGCCGUGUCUCGCUCUGGGGACCGCCAGUCUUUCUAUGACGCAAUCUCCAUCAGCAAGAGGCUCCCACAUCUGCCUUCCCUGAUGAAGGUGUACCCCCGGCUUCCCUCCACUCCGGUCGGACAGGUUUUGGGAGCGUUAUCAGUGCAGCUUAAGAAAGCAGCUGGUCCAGUGGAGAUGCAGCAUGCUGUCAACACCAGCACUGACACACAAAUACCUGUGGUGGACUCACAUGAGUCGCAGAUUAUACUGGGCGUUGUUCUCCGAUCAGAGCUGCUGAUGUUCCUGCGUCACUGUAAGACUGAGACUCUGGAGAAACAUCUGGAUGAGGUCUGCUGCAUUUACCCAACCUCUGUCCUGUUAUCACCUCACAACACCGUUCAGGAGGCCUACAGUUUCCUGAGUCUGAUUGGAGCUCAGACCUUGCUUGUCGCAGACAGGGGAAGACUGGUCGGGGUCAUCACAUGGCCACAGAUGAAGAGAAUAUUGGAAGAUUUGACCAAAGAAAUCUAAGCAGCAACACACAGGAAAUAAGCUCAUCCCUUGACCUUUUUUUUAAGCAAACACGAAUCCAUCUCUGUCUGAUUAGCUGCAACGCAUGCCGGGCUCCGACAAUGAUACCACUUCUUCAUUACCCGAGCUUAACAGUUUUUGCACACGUACAAAACUGUCAUCAGCGUGAGGCUCCUACAUUAACAUUUAUCAGAGC
This is a messenger RNA of Perca flavescens (yellow perch), 2263 nucleotides long. It is a transcript of the gene clcnk, whose product is annotated as chloride channel K. Gene Ontology annotation, cellular component: plasma membrane. Gene Ontology annotation, molecular function: voltage-gated chloride channel activity. The record is from RefSeq and is a predicted model, not a curated record. Gene Ontology annotation, biological process: chloride transport; transmembrane transport. Lineage: Eukaryota; Metazoa; Chordata; Actinopteri; Perciformes; Percidae. Bases 1 to 2067 code for a protein of 688 amino acids. The transcript has 19 exons.